This is a messenger RNA of Cavia porcellus (domestic guinea pig), 1702 nucleotides long. It is a transcript of the gene Ccdc69, whose product is annotated as coiled-coil domain containing 69. Gene Ontology annotation, molecular function: microtubule binding. NCBI's taxonomy places the organism in Eukaryota, Metazoa, Chordata, Mammalia, Rodentia, Caviidae. Bases 1 to 1500 code for a protein of 499 amino acids. The record is from RefSeq and is a predicted model, not a curated record. Gene Ontology annotation, cellular component: nucleus; cytoplasm. The transcript has 10 exons.
AUGGGAGAGCGGCAGGCGGGAGAACAACAGGCCACCACUCGGGGCGCCCGCCUGCUCCAGGUCUGCUUCCCUGGUUCCGGCUGCAUCCGGCUGGGCUCCGGGCUGGGAGCGAAGAGUCCAGGGCCGGCCGCGUGGAGCUCCCGGUUCUCCGGCCUUCACUCGCGGGGAAGUGAUUCGGAGAUCGGGUCCUGGGAAGCUCUGCCCGGGCCCUGGACCGCCCAGCUUUGCCGAGGUCCACAAUCGGACACUCGCUCUGCCAAACCAUCCCUCAGUGGCACGGAGAGGGCGAGGAGCGGAGCCGGAGAGCGCGCAGGGCGGACACAGCGCUGGGCACCGGCCCGUCCUGCCCUCCGGCCCUGGGCUGCGUCGCCCUCCCCGCCCUGCCGCUCCCGCUGGACGGUGUCCCGGUCACCUGCCGGCCGCGCGGGGCCCGGCUGCUCGGGUAUUUACGGCGCGGGCCGGCUCGCUCCGGCCCGCCGGCUUCAGUUUCAGGGUGUCCGGCGGGCGCGCAGGGCGCAGCGGGGCCCCGAGCUGGGCGGCGCCGGGCCGGGGAGGAGGAGGAGCGGGCGGAGGAGGAGGAGCGGGCGGAGCAGGAGGAGGAGAGGGCGGAGGAUGGGCUGCGGACCCAGCCGGCCGAGCUGCUGCCUGCGCCCCGGGAAGGUGCGGAAGCGGCACCGAGAACAAGAGCAGUCGCCCAAGGCAGAGCCCCAGGAGCUGAGUCCCCUCCAUAAGGAUGCAACCGCAGCUCUCCAGCAGUGCCCAUUCAAUGAGGCCGAGCAGCGCCAGGACAGCGCCAGGCUGUGGCAGCCACAUGAGGAGCAGGAGGAGAGGGCCCGACAGGUGGAGAAGGCUAGGGAGCUGGAGCUCCGGGAGAGACUGGAGGAGCAGCGGAGCGUCCUGGAGGGACAGCAUGAGGAGGCCCUUCGAGUCCUCCGGGAGUCACAUGAACAGGAGAAGGAGGCCCUGACCCUCGCCUUCCAGGAGGCCAAAGCUGCCCUUCAGGACACCAUAGCAUCCCUGACCGCCCAGCUGGAGGCUUUCCAGGCCAAGAUGAGGCGGGUGGAGGAGUCCAUCCUGACCCGAGACUACAGGAAGCACAUCCAGGACUAUGGGAGCCCCAGCCAGUUCUGGGAGCAGGAGCUGGAGAGCCUGCACUUUGUCAUCGAGAUGAAGAACGAGCGGAUUCACGAGCUGGACAAGCGAUUGCUCCUCAUGGAGACGGUGAAAGAAAAAAACCUGAUGUUAGAGGAGAAAAUCACAACCCUGCAACAGGAGAAUGAGGACCUUCACGUCCGAGCCCGGAACCAGGCGGUGGUGUCAAGGCAGCUCUCGGAGGACCUGCUCCUGGCCCGCCAGGCCCUGGAGAAGGAGUCGCAGAUCCGGCAGCAGCUGCAGCAGGAGAAGGAGGAGCUGCUGUACCGCAUCCUUGGGUCGGACGCCCCGCCCGCCUUCCCCCUGGCCUCCAUCCCUCCCACAGAGGUCUCCUUCCUGGCCACCUAGGGGACAACAGGGCCAGGCCCACUACGAUGCCCGUGUUAUGACUCCGUCCAGGAGUUUCCGGAGAAGACAGGACAGCCUCUCGGCUCGUGUCCAGGAAGACUCGAGGGCAGGGGUGAGCUGGGAGUCCAGGCAGUGCCCGAGAGCCCUGGGCACUGGGUCACAAGGACCACCCAACUGCCCUAGCAGGCCCUGGGAACACUCA